UGUUCCUCAUGGCGAUAGUGACAGCUGCGUUGGCAGUCAAAAGCGGCAUGAAUCACUUGUCGUCCACGUUGAUGGGCCAAUACGAGAUCCCAUAUAACGACUCCAAGCUCGCCAAGAAAACGGUCGGAGACCGCCGCGGGGUUGGAUUUAUGCGGCUCAAGAUUUACAA
Molecule: messenger RNA, 169 nt
Organism: Closterium sp. Naga37s-1
Lineage: Eukaryota; Viridiplantae; Streptophyta; Zygnematophyceae; Desmidiales; Closteriaceae
Source: the annotation of a GenBank genome assembly